Molecule: messenger RNA, 979 nt
Organism: Paramisgurnus dabryanus
Lineage: Eukaryota; Metazoa; Chordata; Actinopteri; Cypriniformes; Cobitidae
Source: RefSeq, a predicted model, not a curated record
UGGAGCAGUGUAAUGCCUUCCUUUCAAGAAUUGCUGUUACCACUAAGCACAUGGCAAAAGCAGUACGCACAGACAUGCUCACAGUCAUGGCCAUGCGCUGGAAUCAGCAAAAGAUGAGCAACUUGGCUUCCACACUUGCCCGCCGAUAUCAAAAGGCCACAAUAGCCCUGCAAAGACAGUUGCAGAGCCUGGAGAUCAUGAAAACUGAAAUGGCAGUCACAGAUGAUCAACUGCAGGGCUGGAUCACUGAUGUCAAUGAGUGGGCAGAAGGGACAACAUCCUCAACUGAUUCUGAUGUUGCUGCUGUGGCCAGACAAAUUGAGGAGCUGGUCACCAGUAUUAAAAGGAGAUCACAACGUCUUUAUAAAGACAAUGAUGGCUGCAAGGGUCGUGCCCGGAUACGCGGAAAGAUCAGGGAGGAAAAGAAGCUUUUAAAUUCUGUGGUGGUUCAAUAUAACGCCAUGGUUCCCAAUGCAGAAAACCUGGAUUUGGACACAGUUCUUUCAGAUGACAUCAUUUGGCCAUGGCAGCUUCCACACAAUGACUCUGUAGGUCUAAGGACAAAAAGGAAGGCAUUUGACAUGGUAAUGGCAGUAAGGAGGCUUGAGGAAGAGAAGAAGAUUCUCAUUACUGAGAUGGAAAAACAUUGGACAUCUCUUUGCACCUGUGCAGACACCCUGAAAGAGAUGUCAUCCCAGCUUUGCAGUACCACAUCAAGUGAGAUGUGGGGCCUGAGUAAAGAAGGAAUCCAAGGUCUACAGAGCUUAGCCAAGAAGAACACACAAGCCAUCAACAGAAUACGAAAGCACACAAAGAACUGUUAUUUGCAUGUUUUGACUGGAACAGAAGUAAACUUGGAAAGUGAUUCAGAUGAAUACAAUAGUGACGCUGAACUUUCAGAAGAUGAAACAGAGGGUGUGUAAUGACCAACUUUUAUGUAACUUUAAUGUUCUCCAAGUCUUUGUUAAAAGGAUAGUUC